AUGUUAAGAAUUGGUGUGUCAGGACAAAUUUCUGAGAUAACUGAGCAUCUUUAUUUAUCAGGUGCUGGUGUUAUAAAGCCGGAAAAGCUUCUGGAAAAGCGAAUUGUAUGCGUCAUCAAUGCUACAAUUGAAGAACCAAGCGUUUAUAUACCAGGCAUCGAUUAUAUGAAAAUAUCCAUCGAAGAUAAUCCACAUGCGAGAAUUGACCAGUAUUUUGAUAUCGUCGCUGAUAAAAUCAAGUCAAUAAAGGAUCGAGGCGGUAAAACUUUAGUGCACUGCGUGGCGGGUGUAUCGCGGUCAGCUUCGUUAUGCAUGAUCUACCUCGUUAAAUACGAAAGAAUGACUCUUCGGCAAGCCUACCAUUAUGUUAAAUCAGCCCGGCCUAUUAUUAGGCCAAACAUUGGCUUUUGGAAACAAAUGAUCGAUUAUGAACGCAAACUUCGAGGAACUUCUACAGUCUCCAUGAUGACAACAAACCAGUCUGAUUUAACGAUUCCUGACGUUUAUUGCGCUGAAUUAAGGCGAAAAAUGGUGCAAGCAGCACCGAAGCCGAAGAUAAACUAUCGAGAUAUCAGUACCGUCCAAACUUUACUCAGUGGAAAAAAUUCAACGAAUCCGUCAGUAAUAACGAAUUUCCUUACGACGGCUGCAUAUCGUCGGUCGACGUCUCCAAUUACGCACACAUUAUUUCCAUUUAGUAGUCGAUAUGCGACAACAUCAUUGCUCAGUCCGAGUCCUUCUCGAAGACAUGUGCCUGGCACAUUGUUCGGUGAAUUCUACCGCCCAGGUUUCUCAACAUUUUGA
Messenger RNA from Dracunculus medinensis (Guinea worm), 804 nucleotides. NCBI's taxonomy places the organism in Eukaryota, Metazoa, Nematoda, Chromadorea, Rhabditida, Dracunculidae. The record is from the annotation of a GenBank genome assembly.